GCCGCCAGCAACCCGCCUUCCAAACGAGCAAUUGCCCCGGACAGGAAACCCCCGACCCUCUCAUAAACUACCGAUUUCCUCCUCCCGGUUCUCCUCUUCUCUCUUCCUCCAUGCAUCCACCGUUACCCACUGUCUUUUACGACUCGUCUCCCACGACAUUGGGAAUUUAUACCAUUCUUUGCGGACUAUUCCUAUACACAGCUAGCAAGAUGUUCGGCUUCUCGCGCAACCGCUUCGUCGUUGAGGGCAGGACCAUCGUCGUUACGGGAGGCUCUGAGGGCUUGGGCAAGUCUGUUGCAUGCCAACUCGCCGAGAAGGGUGCCAACAUUGUGCUCGUUGCACGUACUACCUCGAGACUCCAAGAGGCCGUCGAGGCCGUCAAGGGAUCGGCAAACUAUGUCGACAGACAACGAUUCCACUACAUUAGUGCAGACCUGACCGAGGCUGCCGAGUGUGAGCGUGUCAUGGCAGAAGCCACUGAGUGGAACGACGGAAAUUCUCCCGAUAUUGUGUGGUGCUGUGCAGGAUACUGUCAUCCUGGCUUCUUCGCCGAAACAUCCGUGCAGACGAUGCGAGACCAGAUGGACACGGUCUACUGGACAGCUGCCAACACAGCCCACGCGAUCUUGAAGCGGUGGCUUGCACCUAUCAGCCCCAGCCAACAGAGGCCGACGCCAACGAGGCACCUCAUUUUCACUUGUUCCACCCUCGCAUUUGUGCCUAUUGCCGGCUAUGCACCUUACUCACCUGCCAAGGCUGCGAUCCGUUCGUUGUCUGAUACACUCAGCCAGGAGCUUGAGAUGUACAAUGGCUCUCGCUCGUCCAAGAAUCGACACGAGACUCCAGCUGCCAAUGUCAAGGUGCACACGGUCUUCCCGAUGGGCAUCCUCAGUCCGGGUUUCGACAACGAACAGAAGAUGAAGCCCGAGCUCACCAAGAAGCUGGAGGCUGCCGACAAGCCCCAGGCCCCGAGAGAGGUUGCAAACAUUGCGAUCAAGGCUCUUGAGAGGGGUGAGUACAUGAUCACUACCAUGUUCGUCGGCGACGUGAUGAAGGGGGCAGCCCUUGGCCCCAGCCAACGGAAUUCCUUCAUCCGCGAUACCUUCCUCGGUUGGUUCAGUAACUUGGCCUUCAUCCAUGUGAGCCCUGAUCUUCGAAGGCAGGCCUGGUACUGGGGGGUGAAGAACGGCAUCCCAUCCCGCCCGAUCCAGAAGUCGAAGUAAAUGUGGUCUUGUUAUGCUUUGUGUCUUGUCUGGUGCAUGGCUUAGAUACCCUGAGCGUCCCUUGUUCAUUCUUAUGGCCAUUCUUAUGUUUGUCCUUCAGCCUCAUGUACGUGUACGAAAGCUUUAUUAAUUAGAUUGCUUCC
This is a messenger RNA of Aspergillus heteromorphus CBS 117.55, 1366 nucleotides long. It is a transcript of the gene ksrA, whose product is annotated as 3-dehydrosphinganine reductase. Gene Ontology annotation, molecular function: 3-dehydrosphinganine reductase activity. The coding region runs from base 111 to 1223 and encodes 370 amino acids. The record is from RefSeq and is a predicted model, not a curated record. Gene Ontology annotation, cellular component: endoplasmic reticulum membrane. Gene Ontology annotation, biological process: sphingolipid biosynthetic process. Lineage: Eukaryota; Fungi; Ascomycota; Eurotiomycetes; Eurotiales; Aspergillaceae. The transcript is spliced from 3 exons.